AUGAACACCAGCUUGUACCGGAGUCUCCUACCUCGCCCUUUCGACUUGCAGGCCGGCAACUUGGCGCAGCUCGCAGGAAUCGACUACUUUCAUCACGUACGCGCAUUCCAAAAGGAGACUGUAACCGUCCUUUCCAUCCUUGGCGCCGUAAUAUCUCUUCAAUGGGCCCUCGGUGCAUCCUCCUUCUUCCACACAUACUGUCUUCAUCGCAGUAAAAUCCAUCGCUAUAACCAUGUUUCCUCCGAAGGUUCGGUCGCAUGGGCUCUAGUAACGGGAGCAGCUGGUGGAAUCGGAUACGAUAUUGUGCGCGAGCUCGCAGAAAAAGGGUUCAACGUUGUGCUCCACGGCCGGGUCGAACAAGAUCUACUAGCUGCUAUGGCGAGGGUACACGAUGAGUUCCCUGACCGGAACUUUAGGAUGCUCCUCGCCGAUCCAACUGCGCUUGGUACCAGAGGCUUCUUCUACAGACAGAGCUACGGUAAUUGGAGAAUGGAACGUAAAUUGGACCUUGAGGUUAUAAAGAACGAGCUGUCCAAGCUUAACUUGACAGUCUUGAUUAACUGCGCGAAUGCAGAAGCCGGACACGCAGUAGACCUUGCAGGGAUCCUCGAUGAAAAUGAAAAGUCUAUUUGGAAACACGUCAACUCUGACGCUCUCUCCAAUACAGCUCUUUCGCGCUCUUCUUCCAACGCUCAUUGGUAA
This is a messenger RNA of Fusarium tjaetaba, 702 nucleotides long. Its product is annotated as short chain dehydrogenase. The record is from RefSeq and is a predicted model, not a curated record. The coding region runs from base 1 to 702 and encodes 233 amino acids. Gene Ontology annotation, cellular component: endoplasmic reticulum. Lineage: Eukaryota; Fungi; Ascomycota; Sordariomycetes; Hypocreales; Nectriaceae. Gene Ontology annotation, molecular function: oxidoreductase activity. The transcript has a single exon.